Closterium sp. NIES-67 is the source of this 3734-nucleotide messenger RNA. The record is from the annotation of a GenBank genome assembly. NCBI's taxonomy places the organism in Eukaryota, Viridiplantae, Streptophyta, Zygnematophyceae, Desmidiales, Closteriaceae.
CUCAUGUCUGGGGAACCACCUUGGCAGUUGCAUCCUUCGUUUGUGCUGCUGACGUCAUUAGUAGUGUCGGCUGCUUUCAGCACACCGUAUGCGUGUCGCAUCGCAUACUCGCGGGGGGAUGGCAGAAUAUGCCUUUCCUGUCCAUAAUAUCUGCUGAUACAGUACAUGUAGCAGGGGAUGCAUUUUGGCGGCUCGGGUGAGGGAGGAAUUGGACUGUUGGGGAUGAUGGAGGUAGGGACAGGUGCAUGCGAGAAAGGGAGGGCUGUGCUGCCGUGGGGAAGGGAGGGACAGACCGACCAAAACAGCACCACCGAGUACAGAACAGUGCAGCAAUUGCAAUACAGCCCUAGUUCACAGGACGAGCCUCGAAGUUGCAAGGCGCAGCUUGUUUAGCUGAGUCAGCCAUCACCGCAGAGCGUCGGGACGGGUAGGGGGACUCGGAAGGAGGGCUGCCCCAGCCGACGCUGCGCCGCAGCGGAGCAGUAAUAAUGACCUUCUUAGAGAAUAUUCCUGUGCUGUACUGGGUACACUGUUCUGUAGUGACAGUAUCGUGUAAUGGGUUGUACUUUACUGUACCAUUGUGCUGGCUGCCUGGAGUGCGGCUGAUCAUUAGCGAAACGCGCCUAGAUAGGCGGAAGUGUAUCAACGGCGAUCCGAGCCUGCCUGCGCUGCGGAACCCGCGGCAGCACACCUGCAGUGUGUUGUGCUGCCAGGGUGCCUGCCUUACUACGCACACCGAGCCUAUCAAUUCCUUCCUCUUCCGCCCCGCCCCGCAAUCUGGAUGCCACCAGAAGAUGCUUCCCCUCACUGCAGUCGACGGAAUAAUGUACAGUACUAGUCACUGUAGCGGUUGCUAGGUCGGCGGCGCUGCACUUCACGUGGCGCUCCACGUGGCGCCCAGGUUCCACCCGCCGCGGGAACCGCAAAGAAUGCAGGAAUUCACCUGAAGAUCGAUGCGGUUCGAGGCCUUCUCGGCGGGACGUGACCCUUCAUCUCUCCAUCGUCCCGGGGCUCUCCAUCCGUCAGAGCAGCACCGACACCUGCCGUCGUUAACGGGCCAUCAUCAUCAGUAUCACCAUCAUCAUCGCCGUCAUCGUCAUCGUCAUCGUCAUCGUCAUCGUCAUUGUCAUCGUCAUCGUCAUCUCCUGUAUCUUCAUCUGUCUCCUUACUGCUCCAUGGAGCCGCAACCCAAGCCUCUGGUGUGUUGGCCAAUCACGCCUCCCGCCGCCUCUCCCCUCACUUUGGUCGCCGGAGGAGCCUCACGCCCCCACGCCGCUUUCCGGCACCACUGCUCGCCUCUGGGGGGCCGUUCUCAUGCUUCCCCCCCUCUCCAAGGCUCGUGCUUGCUGUGCUGGCGAUGGUUCUCGUGGCGUUACUUGGUUUCGCGGGGCUUCGCCGCCCAUCAGAGGCUGGGAGCUGGCGGUUCCGCACCCGCUCAGGGCCUUCGUGUGCUUCUGUGGCUUCCGGCUUGGCCCGAUACGACAUUGUGAUCAUAGUGGAGGGCAGCAUCGCAGCACGCCUGGUGUCGCUGGCAGGGGUCCGAGCAACAGCCACGGCGGCGGGGCUCUCCACCAAGGCGCUCUGGGUGCAGGACAGUCAACCCGGCGGCUCCUCCUUCUCCUCGCUCCUCACUCUGCCGCAUACCCAAAGGUCUACUGUGGACGACGUUACAAUGUCGUGCGUAGCCGACGUGCUGGAGCAAGCACCAGAAGCUGCUCUUUCUUACAGAGAGGUGUGCGUUGGCGAGUGCAGCACACGUGAAGGCAGAGAGGCAAGAGCACCAGGACUGAGAGCAGCACCAGCAGCAGAAGCAGAAACAGAAGCAGCAGAAGUAGAAGUAGAAGAAGUAGACGCAGCAGCAUGCAGCAGUGGGAACGGCGUGUCUGUCAGAUUGCUGUUAUCUGACCGCGCUCUGGCAGCAAGUGGAUGGGCCCACCUCUGCUGGUCCGCAUCUGACUUGGCAUCCAGCCUGCAAACGCUGCGUCCAGCUCAGCGCGUCCUCCGCCAGCUGGCAGCAGAGGAUCUGCCACGUGUGCAGCGAUCCACGGCUGUUUUCCUUGAGAACACCCCUCUGGAUUCCUGCCCCGGCUGCCCCGCCAACCUCUCCCUCCUCAUCCCCCCCUCCUGCACCAACUGCCGCACCCGCCCCUUUACCCACUCCCUCUCCUCAUGCGCCGCCCGCCGAAUCGCCUACUCUGCCCUGCGCCACCCGGACCGCGACUUCACUGUAGCCGCUACAGUGCCAGCUGCCGCCCUAACUGCAGCUGGCAUGUUCCAUGAAUCGCGGGCCCCACUGGUGCUUGAAGCGACAAGGAGGAGGGGGGAGCUGGGGUGUGGAGCACAGCGGUGGGGGGGCGGAUGGGGGUGGAACGUGUGGGGAGAGGUUGGGGGAGUGGGGGGAAUGAACAUAUGGGGAAGGAUUGGCAGAGGAGGGGGGAGCAAGAUGUGGGGUAGGAGGAGCGGAUGGUUGGGGAAUGUGCUGGAAAGGGGCCAACUGGGGAGGGGCGGAUGGGGAAGGUGGUGGCUGCAGGGGGUGUUUGGACAGGGGAGAAAGGAGCAAUGUGCGGAGUUGGAGCUGGUGGAGUUGCUAGCCCUUGCCCACGCGCCCUCCCGCUUCUCCCUCCGCCAAGCCUCCCUGGAGUCUCUCCUCCUCUCCGCCCUCGCCCCUGCCGCGCGAGGGCCCCACUCCCCACCUGCUGUGGAGGAGCCUGCCGUGUGUCCGUCGCCCGUGCUGCCGCUGCUGGCCAGCUUGCGCCUGGUGCAGCAGAUGAUCAUGGACGAGAAGCUGGGGCUGAUGUACUGCCAGGUGGAGAAGGUGGCCGGCACCAGCUGGAAGAUGUGGAUGCGCAGCGAGCGGGGCUUUAAGAACGUUGCCUCCUACUUCCACACGCACCACGCACCUGUGAGCGGGCUCACGCUCAUGCGGCGCGGGAUGGGGGAGGACGAGGUGGUGUACCACCUCACCAGGAGGGACCUGCUCAAGUUUGUGUUUGUGCGCAACCCGCUGCCGCGCCUGCUGUCGGCGCAUGGGGACAAGCUGGUGAACGGCGGGGAGAGCCGCAAUGUCACCAUGUGGAACGAGCUCAUAUUUGGCCGAGACCGGUUGCAGCGUUGGGGGCUUGAGCCAAGCAGCAGUGUGAGCUUCAAGGUUGCGGCUCACAUGGCUGCUGAGAUACUGAGAGAGACGGGCGGCAAUGGGGAUCACCACAUUGCCAGUCAGUUACAACUGUGCGGAUUGGACAUGAUGAAAUAUGACAUUGUGGGGAGGUACGAGAACCUACAAGAGGACGUGCAGCGGGUGGUGACGCGGCUGAACCGGUCAACAGAGAGGGCCAUGGAGAUUUUCAAGCUGGGCUCCCAGUUCCACAAGACACGGGCGGAGCAACGCAUGCGCGCUGCAUUUGAUAAGGAAACGAUCAAGCUCGUGGAGUCGGCAUAUGCUGUUGACUUUGACGUUCCUUUGAACAAUAUCCGCUAUAGUGUUCCUGAUGUUCUGCAAGAUACUGUAGGACGAGAACUAUCUUGAUAUAGGUGGUUGUUUCUGGACGUGAUGGAGGUGGUUAUUACAAGAAAGGAAAAGUGGGUGUCAAGCAGAAACAAAACAGGGGCCAACUAUUGGGGAUGUUUCAAUUACAGUAUGCACCUAGCAACUCUAUACGGCACAUAGAAAUGCUGGUGACGAAUUUCCUUUUGGUCGCAUGUAUCAAACUGAGAGAAGUGAAUGAUUAGGUAGA